This is a messenger RNA of Psilocybe cubensis, 1011 nucleotides long. RefSeq lists its product as uncharacterized. The record is from RefSeq and is a predicted model, not a curated record. The transcript is spliced from 7 exons. NCBI's taxonomy places the organism in Eukaryota, Fungi, Basidiomycota, Agaricomycetes, Agaricales, Agrocybaceae. Bases 1 to 1011 code for a protein of 336 amino acids.
AUGCUAGUCGACUCGUUCAUUCUUCCCCCGUCGUUCGACUACCCUUUGUUCAUUGCUGCCAAACGUUACCGUUUGCCAGGUUUUGCACAAAUCGAGGCAAACCCUUUGGCACAGACCCUCGUCGUUCUUCACUCGACGAGCUUCCACAAAGAAACUUGGGAGCCGGCCUUGGAAGACCUGUUCAGGUAUGCCUCGCAGCCAGGAAGCACCGUCCUCAUCCGCGAGGUCUGGGCAAUCGACUGCCCAAACCAUGGAGAAUCCGGACAUCUGAACUAUCAAACACUCAAGGACCAUCCUGAUUAUACGAACUUCUCUUGCGAGAAGUAUGCCCAAGCAGUUCAUCGUUUUUUGUCCGCGGGUCCUACCCUCGAAGCUCGCGUAGACUUCACGCAAAGGAACCUGACUGGAAUAGGCCAUUCCCUCGGAGCAAAUGCCAUGUUGCUGCUCCAUCAUAUCAUGCCGGUGUUCCGAUUCUCCAAGCUCGUCAUCAUAGAACCACUCGUUAGUCCCCUUGGGUCGAUGCACCUUGCCUCACUUGCGCAGAAGCUUGUCAAUAGGGCAAGCCGACGACGUGAGUGCUGGACAAGCCGCGAAGAGAUCAAACGGUCUUUCCUUGUUCAAGGCAAUAGCUCUGCUCAAUGGGACAUGCGCGUUCUGGACUCCUUCGUCACACACGCUUUUCAUCGGAAUCCUUACGAUAACCUCCUUCACCAAAGUUGCACUAUUCCGCAAGAAAUUAGUAUGUACCUUGACGAAGCAGGAGGCGUGGCACCAUUGAUCGACCUCGACCGGAUCUGUCAUUCUAUUCCUGUUCACCUUAUCCUGGGAGCCAUUCCCGAUUUUAUACCUACAUACUUGCAUAAAGCAUUAAUCGACCCUGCGUCUGGCCGACGCUUCGCCUCCAUUAUAACCAUGGAAAACGUUGGACAUUUGAUACCUCAAAAGGCACCUACUACAUUGGCCUUGCAUAUCUUUAAUGCGAUAUCCACUUAUAUUCCUUCUAGAAUGUAA